AUGGCUCAAAUCCCAGGCUGCUCAGUGUUGCUACUCGUGAUUGUCCUGCUGGGGCCAUUCCCAGCAUUCACCCAGAGGGAAUCCCGUCACGACAAGUUUCUCCGCCAGCACGUUGACUUCCCAAAGACCAACAGCGAGCUUGAUGCAAGGCGCUACUGCAACCUGAUGAUGCAAAAAAGAGGCAUGACCACCACGUUCUGCAAGCCGUCCAACACCUUUAUCCAUGCAUCUCAUUCCGAUGUGGACGCCAUCUGCAGUGACGGGGGAACCUACUACAGCGAGAAUUACUACGACAGCAACAGACCCGUUGCCCUCACUGCUUGCCGUAUUGUGGGAGGAAGUUCCCAAAACCCGCCCUGUAGCUACCGAGGCCGAGUCAGCUCUCAGUACGUGCGGGUGGCCUGUCUUAAUGGCGAGCCAGUACACUUCAAAACAACUCUUUAG
Molecule: messenger RNA, 444 nt
Organism: Pogona vitticeps (central bearded dragon)
Lineage: Eukaryota; Metazoa; Chordata; Lepidosauria; Squamata; Agamidae
Source: RefSeq, a predicted model, not a curated record